Messenger RNA from Penicillium maclennaniae, 4923 nucleotides. RefSeq lists its product as uncharacterized. Gene Ontology annotation, biological process: transmembrane transport. The record is from RefSeq and is a predicted model, not a curated record. Gene Ontology annotation, molecular function: ATP binding; ABC-type peptide transporter activity; ATP hydrolysis activity. The transcript has 3 exons. NCBI's taxonomy places the organism in Eukaryota, Fungi, Ascomycota, Eurotiomycetes, Eurotiales, Aspergillaceae. Bases 1 to 4923 code for a protein of 1640 amino acids. Gene Ontology annotation, cellular component: fungal-type vacuole membrane; fungal-type vacuole.
AUGCUCCCGCAAUGCAACGGUCCCGUUUGGGCCAUCGAUGACCUUUCCAAAUGCUUCCAGCGCAAUAUCUUGCAAAUCACGCUUCCGCUCGCGGCCUGCGCUAUCUCGUUGCUUGUGAUUAUCGCCCGCCUCGCCCACCGCUUCGUGACUGAACGCAAAGGCGUCGCUUACAAGGUCCUUGCAAACGACGGGCCCGAGAAUGACCUUCCUAAUGGCCUCGAAAGCGAGUCCGAUCCUAUACUCCUGCAGGCUGUGCAGAGCGAACAAUCACAGUUCGAGGUCGAUCGCCCGCGUGCAGAACUCACCAUUGUCGCUAUCGAAAUCGCCUCGCUGAUCGGCCUGGUCGCGCUUCACGUUGUCGGCUUGACCACCGACGGCUGGGGCCGUCAUGGGGCCGUUCCCGCGACGGCUGGGUUGAUCUCAUGGGGCUACAUAUUGUUCUUGGUAUUGGUUCGGCUUUUGCUGUCCACCAUGGAUAUUUUCACGGCUCCAAGGCUCUGGACCCAUACCGCCCUGUUGUAUAGUGCCCAAUGGCUGUUCAACAUCAUGGUAUUCCGAUCUGCCAUCAUUCACCCAACUUCACAUCACGCCAUGACCCUCAGCAGCAUUCAAUUCGCCCUGAGCACAUUGCUUCUUUUGAUUGCUCUGACUACCCGUCGAGGCAACAAGCCGGUCUUAGUCGAGCACGAGGAGGGAUUGGAGCCCCCGCGACACCCCAUGGCCAGUCUUCUGUCUCUUGCGACUUUCUCUUGGCUCGAUCCGUUGGUCCUGAAAGGCUACCGACAGCCUCUGGAGCUGAAGGACGUCUGGAACUUGACCCCGUCUCAAAAGGCUGCCACUGUGCUGACGGACUUCCGUAAAAGGCAAAUGAAGGGUUCAUUGGCCUGGAAAUUGAUUCGAUUCUUCGCCUCGACCAUUUUGAUCCAAGGUCUCUGGACCAUUUUCGCUAAUCUGUUCGUCUUUGUUCCGAGUAUGCUACUCAAGGCCAUCCUUGAAUACGUCGAGGACCCCCCGUUCGACGACUCCCAAUGCGGCCUGGUUGCCCUGUUUAUUGGGCGGAAGAUGGGUGUCAAAAUUCGUGCCAUCAUCAUUGGGGAAAUCUACGCCAAGGCGCUUCGACGUAAAGCCGGUGCGUCUGUGGAGGCCACUCGCAAGGCUGUCGGGGAGCCCGCUGCGUCACAGGACCCAAAGCAGAAGAAAAGGAAAUUCUUUUCUUUCGGUCGCAAGAAGAAGGACAACAAUAAUAAUGAUACCGAGUCUGGCAAAAAGCCCGAGUCUGAUUUGGAGGAUGCCAACGUGCAGGCCAAUGUCGGGACCAUCAUUAACCUGAUGGCCAUCGAUUCGUUCAAGGUCAGCGAGGUUGGCGCCUACCUUCACUUCUUGUGGGCUAGUGUUCCCGUGCAAAUCAUCAUGGCCAUCACACUCCUCUAUAAAAUCAUGGGUUUCAGCUCUUUCGCUGGCAUCGCGUUGAUGGUGUUCAUGUUGCCCAUCAACCUCUUCAUCGCCCGGCAGUUCAACAAGGUCCAGAAUGCGAUCCUUAAAGGUACCGACGCCCGUAUUCAUGCGACCAACGAGGUUCUCCAAAACAUCCGCAUCAUCAAGUACUUUGCCUGGGAGCAACGGUUCCAGGACAUUGUCAACGAGAAGCGCAAGGCCGAGCUCAAAUCCCUGCGCCGUCGCUACAUUCUUUGGUCUUCCGCCGCUACCGUCUGGUACGGAACACCGAUAUUGAUCACAUUCUUGUCUUUCUUCUUAUACACUGUCGUUGAGAAAAAGCAAUUGACCCCUUCAAUCGCUUUCCCUGCUCUGUCAAUGUUCUCGCUCUUGCGUGUGCCCUUGGAUCAGCUCGCAGACAUGGUUGCUCACGUCCAGGAAUCAAAGGUCUCCCUUGAUCGUGUGGAUAAGUACCUGAACGAGGAGGAGACCGGAAAGUAUGAUCAACUGCGUGAUAGCAGUGUCUCCGAUGGACCGGCCAAGAUCGCUCUGGAGAAGGCUACCUUGUCCUGGAGCACUUCCGGUCCUCGGCUGCAGCCCUCUUCUUCUUCCGAUGAUGGUGCUGAUGCCUUCCGUUUGAUCAAUCUCGAUGUCAACUUCCCUGUUGGUCGUCUCAGCAUUAUUGCUGGUCCCACUGGCUCCGGAAAGACAUCUCUUCUGAUGGCCCUGCUCGGUGAAAUGAAACUGAUCGAAGGCCGUGUCCAUCUCCCUGGGGGCAUGACGAGCCGAGCAGAUCUCCCCGUUGACCCUGCAACUGGUCUAGUUGAUAGUGUUGCGUACUGUGCUCAGGAGGCCUGGUUGGUCAACGCCACCGUCAAGGAGAACAUCAUUUUCGCAUCCCCUCUUGACGAGAAACGUUACCGCGCCGUCCUCAAGGCAUGUGCUCUGGAACGCGAUAUCGAAAUCCUCGAUGCUGGCGACCAGACACUGGUUGGAGAAAAGGGUAUCAGUCUGUCUGGCGGCCAAAAGCAAAGAAUUUCGCUCGCCCGUGCUAUCUACAGCAGUGCUCGCCAUCUGCUUUUGGAUGACUGUCUUUCUGCCGUCGACUCUCAUACAGCCAAGCACCUCUUCCGUCAAGCUCUUACUGGCCCUCUGAUGUUGAACCGUUCUUGCGUUCUAGUGACACACAAUGUCGCUCUCGCUGUUCCCCAGGCUGAUCACGUUGUUGUCCUUGAAAAUGGAAAGGUCGCUGCUCAAGGUCGCCCAGACGAUGUCGCCGCUACUGGUGCCCUUGGGGACGAAUUCUUGAAGUCCCGUCCUGGCUCUCGCGCCAGCUCUCGUGGACUUUCACGUGCGCCUUCGGUUCGCGAAGAGGACAACGCGGAAGAGCCCACCAAUGGAAAUACAAACAAAAUUAACGGAAAGAAGGAGGAGAAGACAGAGCUGUCUGAGGGCAAGGCCACUGGCAGCAUCAAAUGGUCAACUGUGAUCAUGUAUCUGCGCUCCAUGGGCUCCGGAUACUACUGGGUCCUGGCCAUUUCGAUUUUCUGCAUGCAACAGCUUGGUUCGGUGUCGACUAACAUCUGGAUUCGCCAGUGGGCCAACGCAUACCACACUGCUAGUGUCAAUCAGCAGGAUAUGGGUAGCUAUGCCGCUGCAGCUCAUCUCAAGCCUCCCACUUUCAAUGUUGGCAGCGUUUCCAAGGUGAGCACCUGGGUUCCUCAGCAACUCAGCUCUCGCUUCUCAAGCACUGCCGCAGAUGGCAAGGUCAAUGUGGGAUACUACCUCGGUGUGUAUGCUCUCCUCGGCUUCCUGUACAUCUCAAUUUCUCUGAGUCGAGAGGCUGUGUUGUUCUGGGGCUCGCUACACGCAUCAUGGAAGAUACACGAUCGUCUGCUCAAGGCAGUCAUGCAUGCCAAGUUCCGAUUCUUCGACUCCACGCCCCUUGGUCAGCUUAUGAACCGAUUCUCUAAGGAUAUUGAGUCUGUCGACCAGGAAGUUGCUCCCGUUGCCAUUGGCAUGCUUCACAGCUUGGCUUCCGUGAUUAUGAUUGUCAUUCUCAUUUCUGUUAUCACUCCUGGGUUCUUGAUUGCGGGUGUGUUCAUCACUCUCGUGUACACUGCGCUUGGUGCCGUCUACCUGAAUUCUUCUCGUGAUCUCAAGCGUCUGGAGUCUGUGCAACGUAGCCCGUUGUACCAGCAGUUCGGUGAAACUCUCAAUGGUAUCGUGACUAUCCGUGCCUAUGGUGAUGGACCUCGCUUCAUGGUCGAUAAUCACCGCCGCAUCAACGCUUACAACCGGCCCCACAUUUAUCUCUGGGCUAGUAACCGCUGGCUUGCUCUGCGUGUCGACUGGACUGGAGCUUUGGUGUCCUUCUUCUCCGCGACCUUCGUCCUCCUCAAUAUUGGCAAGAUUGACGCCGGUGCAGCUGGUUUAUCUCUGACGUACGCCGUGACUUUCACGGAGAACGUGCUUUGGCUUGUCCGCCUUUACUCUGAGGUUCAGCAGAACAUGAACUCCGUCGAGCGAGUGCGUGAGUAUUUGGAGGUUGAGCAAGAGGCUGCUUCCGUCAUCGAGGAGAACCGCCCUACGACUGAGUGGCCCAGUGAAGGUGCUGUUGAGUUCAAGGGUUACACUACCCGCUACCGUCCGGACCUCGAUCCUGUGCUCAAGGAAAUUUCUUUCUCUGUGAAGCCCGGUGAAAAGGUCGGUAUCGUUGGUCGUACCGGUGCGGGUAAGAGUUCAUUGGCUUUGGCCUUGUUCCGUGGCCUGGAGGCCGAAAAGGGCCAGAUCAUGAUCGACGGCGUCGACAUUGGCGCAAUUGGAUUGCGGGAUCUGCGCGAAGCAAUCACCAUUGUGCCUCAAGAUCCCACUCUGUUCACGGGUACUAUCCGCAGCAAUCUCGACCCCUUCGGUCUGUUCAGCGACGCCGAGAUCUUCACCGCCAUUCGCCGUGUCCAUUUGAUCGGCUCUGGCAUUUCUGGCGCCACCACACCCGCAACCUCGAGCACAUUCACCGCCGUCGAGGGCAACGGCAUGAAUGGUAGCACCCUCACCGUCGCCGACAACAAGAACAUUUUCCACAACCUAGACAGCCUGGUCUCCGAGUCCGGCUCCAACCUUUCACAGGGCCAGCGCCAGCUCCUCUGUCUCGCCCGCGCCCUCCUCAAGAAACCUCGCGUCCUCAUGAUGGACGAAGCCACCGCUUCGAUCGAUUAUGCCACCGACGCCAAGAUCCAAGAGACGCUGCGGGAGCUCCACGACAGCACAAUCAUCACAAUCGCCCACCGUCUCCAGACAAUCAUUGACUACGACAAAGUCCUAGUCCUCGAUCACGGCCGCGUCAUCGAAUUUGACCAUCCCUGGAUCCUGAUCAACAAAGAAGACGGUCUGUUCCGCAGCAUGUGCGACAACAGCGGCAAUAUGGAUGUUCUCCUUGAUGGAGCCAAGCGUGCAUUCGCCGCCAAGCGUCUUGUCGACGACUCCUAA